Molecule: messenger RNA, 4560 nt
Organism: Letharia columbiana
Lineage: Eukaryota; Fungi; Ascomycota; Lecanoromycetes; Lecanorales; Parmeliaceae
Exons: 3
Coding region: 1-4560 (1519 amino acids)
Biological process (GO): protein transport
Source: RefSeq, a predicted model, not a curated record
AUGGCAGCAGAGGCGAAUGGGCGGCCGAUAGACCCAACUACCGCCAAAGGUAGACCAAACGGCCAGGUCGUUGGACGGAAACCUACGGGCAAGAAAGGUACAACACAAAGCCUUUCAAGUAAGGGCUUUGGCUGGAUCGCCAGGCUGCUCGUUUGGUAUACCGUUAUUACUGCCCUCUUUCGCUGUCCCUCGUCUUUCGACAAUCUCAACGAGGGAUCUCCCAAAGUUUGUGAGCCUUACCUGAGUGUGCGAUCACAUGUAGCACCAUACCUCGAGCCUUUCUAUAAAUCAUACGCUGCACCUCAUGUGGAGAAGGUACGUCCGUAUGUUGCGAAAUUCAACCAAGAGAUCUACACCCCAUCGUUGGCAUAUGGAAAACAAAGCUAUGACAAUCAUGGGGCUCCAAGAGUCCAGCAGGCCCGAGCAUAUGGCCAGGAACAGUGGGCAAACAUUGUGAAACCUCAGAUUGAUACCGCUCAGGCACAGGUCAAGAAGCAGUACGACUCCAAUUUGGCCCCACAGGUCAACAAAGCUUCUGCUGCAGCUGCUCCCUACUAUGCUUUCAGCCGCCACAGCAUUUCCGAGAUAUACAAUACAUACAUUUUGCCGACAUUGGAGACUUCCCGUCCGUAUGCUGAAAGUACUUACGCGUUCGGACACAAGCUUACUGUCGAGACCGGUCUGCCAUAUGCCCAAUCCGCAUGGUCAUCGACCGUCGUGUUGUUUGACCACACCAUAUGGCCGAAGCUUCGUGUUCUAUAUGGUAACAAUGUUGAGCCUCAGUUGGUCAGAAUUGGGGAGAGGCUUGGUAGAUACCGCGACGGUAAAAAGCUCAAAGCCGUCAUGGAAGAGGAUGAUAGCUCGAGCCAGCUUUCUUCGACAUCAUCUAGCACUUCAUCAAUCGUAGCGUCGAUCGCACCUCAAAGCUCUAGCCCCACCACGACCACUGAAUCCUCAGCAGCCAGCGCAUCCUCUGCGACUUCUGAAGAAGAAGCGAAACAGACGCGGGAGAAGAUUGAAAGCGACCUGAAGAACUGGCAGGAGAAGUUUGCGAAAGCCGCAGACAAGGGAACUGAAGAUCUAGAGGAGCGCGUGAAGGAGAUCACUGAUCGCCAAAUUAAAAACCAGGCCCAUGGAGUCGGCGAGGCCUUGGUUGUCCAGCUGGAAGAGACAUCCAGAUCUGAAUUGGUAAAGCUCAAGAAAGAAAUAAUGGUCUUGGUCAAGAAGCUUCCCGAAGGUUACGACGAUACCGACCUUGGCAGGGCUACUCUUUCGUUAUCAAGAUCAACGAGGCAUGCUGGUGUUACGGUGAAGGACAAAGCACAGAGCUUGAGAACCUGGAAAGACAACUUUGACUUGGAGACUCAAUCACUUGUGUAUGCGGCAUCCGAAUCAACAUUGGACGUUAUCGAUAACAUCCGUGACCUCGGCCUGCAAGAAAUUGGCCUUCGAUGGGCUCAAAUGGAAGGCGUCACUUACAAGGACUGGUCAAAAUAUCACGAGGUCAAAAAAACUUUCGACGAAUGGCGCCAGAAGGUUGAAGCCGUUGCAAAGAACCACGAGGGAUUGCAAAAGGCGAAGGAUGCUGGAGAGGAAGUCGAGUCGAGAGGCAUGGCUUCCGCCGAAAAAACAGCUAAGGAACUUGCCCGAUUGAAGGAAGUCGGUCAAUGGAAGAUUGAAGCAAAGGAUGCCUCGGAUGACUUCAGUACCAAAUACAUGCCUGCUGCUGCCGCCGCAGGGGCUCAAAAAGUAAUGGACAAAGCUAGUUCAGCCAGCGAACAUGUCGUUGGGACAUCUCAAGGUACCGUCGAGUCUAUCGUCUCUGAAGCCACCGAGAAAGCUUCGGAUGCGGCAUCGAGUGUCUCCGCUGCGGCUGUUGGUACUGAGCCUGGGGUCGGUGAGCAGGCGAAUUCCAGUGUCAUGGACGCAGCCAGCGUCGUUUCAGAGAGAGCAAGCGAAGCUGUAGUGGGCACACCCAAACCGAAAGUUCAAAGCAUUGUUUCUGCUGCCAAGGAAAAAGCCAAUCAGAUAGCCUCUGACGCCGGCGAGACCGUCGCUGGAACACCAGCACCAGGAAAAAGAGCUUCAAGUAGUGCAACUUCUGUCAUCUCAAGCGCUUCCUCAGUGGCAAGCAAGGCUUCGAAAAAGGUAUACGGAGGAGCAAUGGCUCAGAAAGUUGGCGAGCAGAAGCCCAUACUCGACGAUGUCUUCAGUGACGAUGACGAUGCGACCUACUCCGAGAAAAUGCAAAGUAUGGUCAAUCAAGCUGGCGAAAAAUUCGCGGAUGUCACAAAAGCCGUCAAUGAGGCUUUAAUGAAAGCCAAAACAACGCAAGGAACAGUCGAGAGCGCUUCAUCGGUCGCAGACGAACAGUACUCAAAGGCACUUGCGGCAGCUUCGAGCGUCCUGUAUGGCACUGAAACAGGCGCCGUCGAGAGUGCAACGAGUGUAGCGUCGAGCAAGUAUGCCCAAGCUGUAGAAAUGGCGUCCUCAAUUAUUUACGGGACUUCGACCCCUGUGACGCAAUCUGCCGCCAGCGGAGCUUCCUCAGCAUAUGCGAAAGCCGUUUCCAGAGCAAACGAACAGUACUCGCACGCAAGGUCUAUCAUUUCUGCGCAAGUUACUGGAGAGCCAAAGUCAGUUCACGAGGAUAUGUUCGCUUCAGUGGAGAGCGGCUAUUCUGGAGCACUGGCUGCGGCCAGCGACUACUUCCAGGGGGUUUUUGAUGCAGCCUCAACUGCUGCUUAUGGUACGCCGCUGAGUCCUCAACAAUCUUUUGUCGCUGCAGCGGAUGCAAAAUACUCGGAUGCAAUGUUAGCUGCAUCGUCUCAACUCGACUCUGCGAAAACGGCAAUGGGAUCUACGUCAACCCCCGGUUAUGAGAAAUUCAUGUCUGAAGCCAGCGAACGUUAUUCAAGCUUGAUUGGAGCUGCCAGUUCUUCUCACGCAUCUGCAACAAAAGCGGCCAGCGAAGCGAUUUAUGGUCCAAGUCAAGGCGUCUUUGAAUCCAUAUCAGCACUUGCUUCAUCAAGGCUCGCGGAUAGCUUGAGUGCCGCCUCCGCUCAAUAUUCCAGUGUGAAGACUGCGAUGGGUGCAACCCCUACUCCAGUCCAUCAACAAUACGUUGCGGAAGGCCAACGCCGAUAUUACGAGGCGGUGGGCUUAGCUCAUGACCGCUACUCGGAGUUUCUUGGAGCAGCGACAAACGCAGUGAUGGGGACUCCAACGCCAAAACACGAGAGCUUUGCUAGCGUUGCGUCAGAAAGACUUUACGGCACCCAAACACCUGCUUAUCAAUCAUUGUUGAAUGCAGCUCAGUCGCAGUACAGCGACGCAGUAUCUCAGGCUUCUGAAAAACUGGAUUCCGUCAUGGGUUCAGCGAAUUCAGUUGUUGGAAAGACAAGCAAGUCGCCAGCACAGAGCAUAUUUGACUCGGCCUCCUCUCAGUACAAUUCAGCAAUUUCCCUGGCAUCUGCGUCGCUGUCUUCAGUUUCUGCCGCUGCAAGUACUGCAAUCAUUGGUAGUUCAACGGGCAAAGUCGAGUCCAUGGCAUCAGCGGCCUCCGAGAAAGCGUCUUCAAUCUCUUCCGCGGCUAGCGCUGGUGUCAUUGGUUCUGAGACGCCAUGGACAAAGUCCGUUGCAAGUCAAGCGUCCACGAACUGGGAUGCUCUUGUUUCUCAAGCCUCGGAGAGGGUCUAUGGCGCUCCGGCCCCUUAUUCGCAGUCGGUCCUCUCGCAAGCCGGCGAGUACGCAUCGCAAGCCACUGACGCAGCCGCAUCACAAUAUCAAGCUGUCCAGGCUCUCUUCUCCGAGCUUGUCCAUGGCAGGGAGCCGGAUUUCACCGAAUCAGCCAUGAACCGCCUGAGCGCGGCCUACUACACCGGUGCACUCGCCAGCGUCGCGGCUUCCGCGUCGAGUUAUGCAAGCGAUGUCUAUGCCUCUGCAUCUUCAGUCGUCUCUACCGUGUUUACUCCUCCCGCCACUCUUGAAGCGAUCAUCGCCGCAGCAAAUGAGCAAGUCAACGCUGCUGUUGAGGCCGCAAGCAACGCGUAUCAUGGGUCAAGCAAAGGGACAUAUGAGCAAGGCACAUCUGCCGCCGCUAGUGCUGCAUCGUCGGUCUCAUCACGCGCUAGUGAAGCCAUCUAUGGGACUCAGCCAAGCUUUGUCGACUCAGCUCAAGUUAGUCUCAAUGAUGUAGCGAGAUCUGCGCAGGAUGCCAUCUCGGCCGCUCUCUACGGCACCACGGCGACAGCAGCCACGGCCAGUUUCACUAACGCUGCUAGCAAUGCUUAUGCCUCCGUCUCUUCAGUGGUGGCAGACAACGCGGCUGCCGCAAGUUCAGCUAUGGAUGCCACUCAAUCCAAGAUCAGAGAGGCUGUUUAUGGCCCGGAGAAAGGAGCCAUGGAAAGUGCACAGGGGAGACUCAUGGCCGCGGUAGAGAGUGCAAGGGCCAAGCUGGCUGAGUUUGGAAGUGGUGUACAGGAGACUACUGAGGAUUUGGUCAGCAGUGUCAGUAGCGCUGCUGCCAAGAUGACCGAUACUGUGAGAGAUGAGCUGUAA